This is a messenger RNA of Prunus armeniaca (apricot), 828 nucleotides long. The record is from the annotation of a GenBank genome assembly. NCBI's taxonomy places the organism in Eukaryota, Viridiplantae, Streptophyta, Magnoliopsida, Rosales, Rosaceae.
AUGGCUUCGUGGAAUUCGAUUCCGCUGGAAAUCACAUACGAAGUUCUGGGAUGGGCGGCGUUCAUAAGUUGGUCCAUCAGCUUCUACCCACAAGUCAUCUUGAAUUUCCGGAGGAAAAGUGUUGUGGGGUUGAACUUCGAUUUCGUGGUGCUGAAUUUAACAAAGCACUCCUCCUAUCUCAUCUACAAUGCCACUCUCUACUUCAGCUCCGCCGUUCAAAAGCAGUACUUCGAGAAGUACGGCUUAGGACAGAUGAUACCUGUUGCAGCAAACGAUGUUGCUUUCUCAAUUCAUGCUGUUUUACUGACAGCAAUUACCCUGUACCAAAUUGCAAUCUAUGAACGUGGAAAUCAGAAGGUCUCCAAGAUUUCCAUUGGAAUUGUUGCUGCCGUGUGGUUAGGUGCUGCAGUUUGUGUUUUCUUAGCUUUGCCAAGUCAUUCUUGGCUUUGGUUGAUUUCCAUUUUCAACUCGAUUCAAGUUUUUAUGACAGUCAUCAAAUAUAUUCCCCAGGCGGUCAUGAACUUCCUGCGAAAGAGCACAGAUGGAUUCAGUAUUGGUAACAUUUUACUUGAUUUUUCUGGAGGGGUGGCAAAUUAUGCACAAAUGGCUGUGCAAUCUAUAGAUCAAGGUUCUUGGGUGAACUUUUAUGGAAAUAUAGGGAAGACACUGCUGUCUUUGAUAUCUAUAUUCUUUGACCUUCUAUUCAUGGGUCAACAUUACGUGCUGUAUCGUGGCAAGAGAGCAGUGAUCACCCCUAAAAUCAUCAGCAAGGAGAGCUCGGAGCCACUAGUCAAGUCAUCUGAUGACCCAGUUUCGGAAAAUGUAUAA